Messenger RNA from Torulaspora delbrueckii, 1101 nucleotides. RefSeq names its product ubiquinol--cytochrome-c reductase subunit 2 (gene QCR2). The record is from RefSeq and is a predicted model, not a curated record. The transcript has a single exon. Gene Ontology annotation, cellular component: mitochondrion. NCBI's taxonomy places the organism in Eukaryota, Fungi, Ascomycota, Saccharomycetes, Saccharomycetales, Saccharomycetaceae. Bases 1 to 1101 code for a protein of 366 amino acids. Gene Ontology annotation, molecular function: metal ion binding.
AUGUCCACCAGAUUACAAUUUGCCAAGCAAGCAUUGAGACGUUAUACCGUGAGUGCCACUGAUGGAUCCGGUAAGAUCUCUUCUUUAGCCGUCAAGGUUCAUGCCGGUUCUAGAUACGCCACUAAGGACGGUGUCUCUCAUCUUUUGUCAAGAUUUAACUUCCAGAACACUAGUGGUAAAUCUGCAUUAAGAUUGGUUAGAGAAUCUGAAUUGUUAGGUGGUAAAUUUGAGUCUAGUGUGAGUAGAGAAUAUAUUACUUUGAAAGCUACUUUCUUGAAAGAAGACUUGCCAUACUAUGUCAAUGCUUUGGGAAAUGUUCUAUACAAGACUUCAUUUAAAGCUCAUGAAUUGAAAGAAACUGUUCUUCCAGCUGCGCACCACGAUUUGCUAGUCGCACAAACCUGCCCACUGAAGAAGGCUGAAGAAUUGUUGUAUAAUGUGACUUACAGAAAAGGUCUAGGUAACACUGUAUUGUACGAUGGUGUCGAGAAAGUUACUUUGGAAGACAUCAAGGAGUUUGCCGACAAGGUUUACACUAAGGAAAACAUCGAGAUUGUGGGCCACGGUGUCAACGAAGCUGAUUUGAAGAAAUUCGUUGCUGACUCACUAUUGAGCUCUUUGCCAAAUGGUACUCCAUUGGCCGCCUCCGUGGCUCCAAAGACAUACUCUGGUGAAUCCAGAGCUAGAUUUGCUGAUGCGGACUCUGUCGCUGCCAUUGCUGUACCAGUGACUAAGGAGAAAUUCGGUCAAUACGAAGUGCUAGCCCGUUACCUGACUUCACCACUAUCAGACCUAUCCUCUGUCGUCCACUCCGCUAAAUUGCAGAGAUUCCAAGACGCUGGGCUAUUCGCCCUCUACGUCAAGGGCCCAGACGCCGCAACCGUUGCCCAGGACCUCAAGAGAGUUGUCUCUGAGCUAAAGAAGGGCAAGGACCUAUCUGUCGCCAAGGAAUACGCUGCUUUGAAGAUCGCUUUAGACAACGACGGUUGUUCCGUGCCAGCUGAACUCAAGAUCGACAAUGUUGGCAACUUUAAGCUAGGUGACUUCAACUACGUCGCUGUCGGUGACGUCUCCAAGCUGCCUUUUGCAGACGAGUUGUAA